AUGUCGGACACGGACCUGACACAGGGCAGCCAGCUCAGCGAGCCGCUGGCAGACCGGCGGAUCCUGGUGAUGGGGAUGCCGCGCAGCGGCAAGACAUGCAUCAUGCAGCUGAUCUUUGAGGACAAGAACCCGUAUGACCUGAUGGACCAGCUGAUUCCGCCGACGAUGGUGCGGACAGCCUACGAUAUGAUUUCGGGGAUCACAGUAUACGACUUCCCUGGAAUCGAGGACCUGGCCGACGUGGGCGGGCCGGACCCCGAGAUAUUCGUGGGCCCAAACACAUCGCUGGUGUACGUGAUUGACGCGCAGAACGAGGCGGGCAAGUCGCUAGCAGAGCUCCUGGCGCUGAUCCGCGUGGCAUUGGCGGCGAACCCGGCGCUACCGGUGAAUGUGUUUAUCCACAAGAUCGACGGGCUGAGCGAGGAGCUGAAGAUGGAGACGCAGCAGGGGAUUCAGCAGCGGGUGCUGAAGAACAUGGGGUUUGAGAGCCUGGACUCGUCGAACGUGCAGUUUUUCCUGACCACGGUGUUCACAGAGACGAUCCGCGAGGCCAUGAGCCGCGUGUCGCUGCGGAUGGUGCCGCGGUGCGACUACCUGGAGAGCCUUCUGAACUCGUUCUGCUCAAAGUCGAGCCUCGAUAAGGUGUUUCUGCUGGACGUGCGCUCCAAAAUCUACCUGGCAACCGACUCAUCGCCGACCGACCCGCAACUGUACCAGUUUGCGUGCAAGACCAUCGAUACGAUUGGCGACAUUUCUAUGCUGUGUGCGGGGCUCGGACCGGAGCGCGACGACGAGGUGGUGAUGCAGCGCACGGUGGUGACCAUGGACACGAACAUGCGGCUGUUCAUGUACCAGGUCAAUCUGGAGCUGUCGCUGCUGUGCCUGGGGCCGUCAGCGGUGGUCAAGCAGCAGAGUCUACUCGAGUUCAAUGCGGCCAAGGUGGCCAAGGCUAUUCGGCAGAUUCUGCAGUAA
Molecule: messenger RNA, 972 nt
Organism: Linderina pennispora
Lineage: Eukaryota; Fungi; Kickxellomycota; Kickxellomycetes; Kickxellales; Kickxellaceae
Product: Gtr1/RagA G protein Gtr2
Exons: 1
Coding region: 1-972 (323 amino acids)
Biological process (GO): cellular response to amino acid stimulus; cellular response to starvation; regulation of autophagy
Cellular component (GO): Gtr1-Gtr2 GTPase complex; lysosome; nucleus
Molecular function (GO): GTP binding; GTPase activity
Source: RefSeq, a predicted model, not a curated record